AUGUCGUCUACAUAUAAGUUUAUAAAUGAACAUUUUCAGCAACAAUUUGAUUUUAAUAUUAAUGAAAUUACGUAUACGAAAAUAGUUGAUUACAUGUAUAUACAGAAGGAUUCAUCUAGUUUGGCUGUGACAAGAAUACUGUUUGGUGUUGCCAUGUUGUUUGAUAUACCGGAUGAAAGGGGAGGUGCUAUUAUGGAUGAACGCUGGGGUGACCCUCUCACAUGCCACUUCCCUCUUAUUCCCUUCAUACGAGCUGUAUCUAUGCCCUACAUGGCCCUUGUAUACGCUGCUAUGUGGUUAGGAGCACUUGGCAUCAUGUUGGGAUACAAGUACCGUCUCACUGCAUCUAUGUUCACUAUCAGUUACUGGUACUUAUUUCUGAUUGAGAAAAGUUUCUGGAACAAUCACAGCUAUCUGUUCGGAUUGGUCGGUCUGUUGCUUGCGUGCACACAAGCCAACUGUUACUGGUCAAUAGAUGCUUACCUAGAUACGACAACAAGGAGGGAGACGGUACCUUAUUGGAACUAUUUCGUGCUCAAGUAUCAAUUCUUCAUAUUAUACUUUAUGGCGGGCCUGAAAAAAGGCACAGCAGAAUGGCUUACGGGCUAUUCAGUUCAGAAUCUCAGUGAGCACUGGGUGUUUGAACCUUUCAAAUUGUUCCUGACAAUACCUCAAAUAGAUUACAUAGUGGUACAUUGGUUCAUAUUUGUUUUCGACCUCACGGUGGCCAUGUGGAUGAUGUGGUCUAGAAGUCGACAUGUAGCCAUGGUGUUCUGUGCUUUGUUUCAUCUCAUGAACAGCCGACUUUUCAGAAUUGGUAUGUUCCCAUGGGUAUGUCUAGCUACAAUGCCAUUAUACUACUCGUUCAAUUGGCCGAAAAUUCUAAUAAAACUAUGCAAAAAAUAUAUAAGGAUAGUUGACGGUCAAUUAAGACGAUGGUACGCUUUGGUUAAAACUGAGAAAACAUGUGAAAAUGAAGCGAAUGCUAUAGACACUGAAAAUAAAUGUAAUACCGAAAAUAAAGAACUUGAAAUUGAUCAGGAAAUUAAAGACUCUGGUAUGGAUCCUACUGACACAACUGAAAAUUCAGAUGAAAUGAUUUCUAAUACAGUAGAAACUGAUAUAGACGAAAGUGGAAUUGCGAGUAAAUGUAAUGAAAUGGAGGAGGAAAACAAACUAUCUCGAACUGAAGUAAACGUAGAAGGAAAAGAUGUUAAGCGUAACAGAAUUACAAUGUACUUUAUUGUCUUUCAUAUUUUGAGUCAAGCCUUCUUGCCAUUUUCGCACUUUAUCACCAAGGGCUUCAAUAACUGGACGGACGGUCUCUACGGCUACUCCUGGGACAUGAUGGUCCACACCUGGGACACAUAUUCCGUUGUCGUCAAAGUUAUCGACAACGAGAGGAAUAAAGAAUUUUAUGUUGAUCCUCAAGUUUACGCUCCUAACGACAGAUGGACGAGACACGGGGACAUGGUAUACCAAUACGCGAGAUGCUUAGAAAAGAACUUGAUUGACGCAAGUAUGAGUCGAACGGAACCGGUUUUGUCCAAUAAUUUAUCGCUUUACAUAGACGUGUGGUGUUCAUUGAAUGGCCGAUUUACACAACGCAUGUUCGAUCCUAAUGUUGAUAUAUUGAAGGCCUUCUGGUCGCUCUUGACGAGGACACCUUACCUGAUGCCACUGUUGGACGAAGCGUCUAAUUGGAGGAGCAGAUUAGACGAAAUAAGAGACUAUGUACGAUCGUGGAACAAUUACAGCGAUGUUAUGUUCAUAGCUGAUUUUCCAGGAUAUGUACAAGAGAAAUAUAUUCCACCAGAACUACAUAACGUUACCCUAACCGUACUGGAGGGUAUGGUGGCAUAUGAACCGGAAGUAACCAAGCAACAAGGACAGUCCUAUCGGCUAUCUAGCGGAAACAGAAUCGACGUGGUAUCUGGCAUCUUUCACAAAGUCCUUAAUAUUGGAGAUACGCCCUCUUUUUAUAUGUACACAUUUUUUAAUAGUACAGACAUAUAUAAUAAUAUAACAACAGCAAACAUUAGCAAAACGCAACCUUUCCUACCGAUUGGGAAGGAAUUAAUCAAAAGAUUUACCGGUAUGGCUACGUUUGCUGAUUUAGUUAUAAGAAAUAUUUGUCGCAUAGUUUUUGUAAGGAGCCAAUGUUAUUAA
Molecule: messenger RNA, 2169 nt
Organism: Achroia grisella
Lineage: Eukaryota; Metazoa; Arthropoda; Insecta; Lepidoptera; Pyralidae
Product: vitamin K-dependent gamma-carboxylase
Exons: 8
Coding region: 1-2169 (722 amino acids)
Biological process (GO): peptidyl-glutamic acid carboxylation
Molecular function (GO): vitamin binding; gamma-glutamyl carboxylase activity
Source: RefSeq, a predicted model, not a curated record